GCUGCGAGCAGGGAGCUGCGUGCAGGCGGGCGAGCGGGCGGCGGCGGCGGCGGCGAGGUCUGCGGCGGGCGCGGGAGCGGGAAGAGCGGCCACCUCCUCAGCAGCCAGCCCCCAGCGGUGUGAGCCCUUCGUCGGGACCGCGCCAAUGCCUGGUCCGACCCAGACCCUGUCCCCCAAUGGCGAGAACAACAACGACAUCAUCCAGGAUAACGGGACCAUCAUUCCUUUCCGGAAGCACACGGUGCGCGGGGAGCGCUCCUACAGUUGGGGAAUGGCGGUCAAUGUGUAUUCUACCUCGAUAACCCAGGAGACUAUGAGCAGACAUGACAUCAUCGCCUGGGUCAACGACAUAGUGUCUUUAAACUACACAAAGGUGGAACAGCUCUGCUCAGGGGCGGCCUACUGCCAGUUCAUGGACAUGCUCUUCCCCGGCUGCAUCAGUCUGAAGAAGGUGAAGUUCCAGGCGAAGCUGGAGCACGAGUACAUCCACAACUUCAAGCUGCUGCAGGCGUCCUUCAAGCGGAUGAACGUUGAUAAGGUGAUCCCGGUGGAGAAGCUCGUGAAGGGGCGUUUCCAGGACAACCUGGACUUCAUCCAGUGGUUCAAGAAGUUCUACGACGCCAACUACGACGGCAAGGAGUACGACCCCGUCGAAGCACGGCAAGGCCAGGACGCAAUCCCUCCCCCCGACCCUGGCGAACAGAUCUUCAACCUGCCCAAAAAGUCGCACCACGCCAACUCCCCCACCGCAGGUGCAGCUAAGUCAAGUCCGGCAUCUAAACCAGGCUCCACACCUUCUCGCCCCUCAUCAGCCAAAAGGGCUUCAUCCAGCGGCUCGGCAUCCAAAUCGGACAAAGAUUUGGAGACACAGGUCCUACAGCUUAAUGAGCAGGUCCACUCGCUGAAGCUGGCCCUGGAGGGCGUGGAGAAGGAGCGGGACUUCUACUUCGGGAAGCUGCGGGAGAUCGAGCUCCUCUGCCAGGAGCAGGGCCAGGAGAGCGACAGCCUCGUGCAGCGGCUGAUGGACGUCCUCUACGCCUCCGACGAGCACGAGGGCCCCCCCGAAGAGCCCGAAGCGGACGAGCAGGCGCACGAGCAGCCCCCGCAGCAGGAGGAGUACUGACGCCUGCGCUGCCCACUCCCUGUCGCGUGGGGACUUUGCUCCUGGAGAAUUGGAACGUGGUGGCCUCCAGCGCCACGGACUGCGGUCACAUCGACGCACGGGCGCUCCGUCCGCAGCUGCGCUCCGUCCCUUCUCCUUUGCCAAGACCCAGAGCAGCCGCUGGCCGCCCCAAGCGCCCGGCACAGCCCUCCGCUUCGCCACCGGGCCGCGGGAUUGGUUCCGUCUCCUCAUUUCCUCCCAGAACAACCCCCCCCCCCACCGCCACCCCUCCCCCUGGUGUGAAACGAUGGUAACUUGAUAUUUGGUAUUUAUAUUGGCAUUUCUCACCCCGUGUCACUAGAUGUCACACACAGUGGUGCUUUGAUGUUUGCGAGUCUAACCUCUGACAUGAAUCUGGUAAAGUAAUAAAUGGGACAAAGGGAAAGAGAUUGACAUGAAAGCCAUAACGACAGUGACUUGUUUCCGAGGGACAACACGGAGCCGUGGCUCCCUCUGCUCACGACACGGAAGGGAAGGGAAGGGAAGGACGGAACAGAGCUGGGCCCUCGCCGGUCAGGCCGCCACACCUGUCCUGGUGGUUUUUCCUCGAGUGACCGUCUCUAGAAACAGUCUCCCCUUGGCCGCCAACCGCCUGCCCCGCCCCGACCCCCACCCCGGUUCUCAUGCGUUUUCUUUCUCAGGGUCCCCUCGGUGGGCAGCUGCCCCCGCAGCCGUCACCAGCUCUGCGCCCCGAGGGCUCUGCCAGGUCCCCGGCUCCAGGGUGGGGUGCAGCCCCGAGGGCGGGAUGCCACGCACCUGCUGGAGGGAGGACCUCGUGAAUGGGGUUGGUUCACGGAGCGCCAUGGCCGAGGUUGAGGGAACCUUCUGGAAGAGGAAUUCCCCUUCAUACUGCAGCCUCCAUGCCAUGGCCCUUUGCUAGCCCGGGGGGUUCAAAACCGAGGAAACAUUGAUGAAUUAGAAGCAUUCCUUUUCUUUUUUUUUAACUAAGAUUUGCACAUUUUGUGAGUAUCUUUCCAAAUCUUUGCCUCCCUUUUUCUGAGAUGGUUUCCCUUCCCGGAUCAUUCAUUGCACUCGGUUCCUAACUUUAGGUUUACCUUCACUUGGUAUUGACCUGGCAGGUGCAACCAAAACAGCAAACAAGUGUGCCCACCCACUUUCCUCUUCACUGAAAAGCUUACAAUAAAUUUCUCAACUGUG
Eptesicus fuscus (big brown bat) is the source of this 2320-nucleotide messenger RNA. RefSeq names its product microtubule associated protein RP/EB family member 2 (gene MAPRE2). The record is from RefSeq and is a predicted model, not a curated record. Gene Ontology annotation, cellular component: spindle midzone; microtubule plus-end; microtubule organizing center. Lineage: Eukaryota; Metazoa; Chordata; Mammalia; Chiroptera; Vespertilionidae. Gene Ontology annotation, molecular function: microtubule plus-end binding. The transcript has 7 exons. Bases 146 to 1123 code for a protein of 325 amino acids. Gene Ontology annotation, biological process: spindle assembly; protein localization to microtubule plus-end; regulation of microtubule polymerization or depolymerization.